AUGCAGUCCAACCUGGCCAAUGCCACUGAGGUGGGUUGUGCGAAGCAGUCCGCGCGGCGUGCGCGAAGAAUGGCGCAAGCGCUGGCCUCAUCUCUGCUGUUUAAUGUAUUCUUUGCUCUUGUCAUCGUCUCUAACUCUCUGUUUCUGGGCAUGCAGCUGGAAUGGAGCGCAACCAGCUUGAUGGGAGGGCAGGAAGAAUCAAGUUUCUUCGCCAUUCACGUGACUUACGCUAUCCUUUUUACAGUUGAGAUGACCAUUCGGAUCUCUGCAGUUGGACCUCUGGAAUACUUUUGUGGGAAUGGCUGGGCAUGGAAUUGGCUGGAUGUUUUCGUUGUUGCUCCAGCUUGGGUGGAGCUCGCUCUCGAUCUCAGUGCUCCUUCCCAGGCUGGCUCAGAUGGAGGUGCUUCAAGCAACCUCCGCAUCGUGCGGGUCUUCAAGGUGACGCGGCUGUUGCAGGUUGUUCGCUCUGUCCGCCUUAUCAAGUUUCUGGGGGCUUUACGGGCGCUGGUUAUGUCUGUCGUGGACACAACCCGACAGCUUGCAUGGGCACUGCUGUUACUCGGGUUGGUCAUCUACAGCUUUGGCAUACUUUUUGCAGAUGCUGCGCUGGACCAUUCGCUGCGAUAUUCCCUUGGAGAUGAACAUGCCCUGAUGUUGUAUUUUGGUGGAGUGUAUCUGUCCUGUCAAACAUUGUUCAGGGCCAUUUUAGGCGGCCUCGAUUGGGAGGUGGCCGCCAAUGCCCUUAUUGAUGUCGGCUGGUUUUGGGUGCAACUCUUUCAUACAUACAUAGCUUUCUGUGGAUUUGCCGUGUUAAAUGUAAUGACUGGGGUAUUUGUGAAUUCCGCGAUAAAGACCCGCGAGCGUGAUCAUGAAACUCAGCUUCAGAACAAGCAGCGGUUCAAGGAGCUAGUUUCGAAGAUAUGGUCCAGGAUGGAUUCCACAGGCGUCGGCCAAAUUACAAUCACCGAGUUUGAGAAAAUGUUUGAAGAUGAUGAAAUGAAAGCCUUCUUCCAGACCAUUGAGAUCAAUGCAGUGGAUGCUUGGACCUUGUUUGAUAGCUUGGAUGUGGAUGGCGAUCAUACGGUCAGCUUGGAUGAGUUCUCUGAGAGGUGCAUGCAGCUGCAUGGGCCCGCCAGAUCUGUGGAUUUGUAUGCCCUGAUCAAGCAGCUCCACGCACUCGAAGAACAGCAACAGCACAU
Symbiodinium pilosum is the source of this 1199-nucleotide messenger RNA. The record is from the annotation of a GenBank genome assembly. NCBI's taxonomy places the organism in Eukaryota, Dinophyceae, Suessiales, Symbiodiniaceae.